Molecule: messenger RNA, 861 nt
Organism: Entrophospora sp. SA101
Lineage: Eukaryota; Fungi; Glomeromycota; Glomeromycetes; Entrophosporales; Entrophosporaceae
Source: the annotation of a GenBank genome assembly
AUGAACAAAAAGGUGCUUUUAAUGGGAAAAAGUGGGUCAGGAAAGACUUCGAUGCGUAGUAUCAUAUUUCAUAAUUAUGUUGCCAGAGAUACAAGACGUUUAGGAGCAACAAUCGAUGUUGAAAACUCUAGAGUAAGAUUUCUUGGUAAUUUAGUUUUAAAUCUUUGGGAUUGUGGUGGUCAAGAGGCAUUUAUGGAAAAUUAUUUUGCAGCACAAAGAGAUCAUAUUUUUCGUAACGUUGAAGUGUUAAUUUAUGUGUUCGAUGUAGAAUCUCGUGAAAUAGAACGUGAUAUGCACUAUUAUCAAGAUUGUCUUGAAGCAAUACUGGCAAAUUCUAAAGAUGCAAAAAUUUUUUGUUUAAUACAUAAGAUGGAUCUAGUGCAAGAAGAGUAUAGACAUAAAAUUUACACCGACAGAUUCAACGAGCUUAAAACGCGAUCAGAACCAUUAAAGAUCAAUGCGUUUGUUCAUUCUUUAAUUCCGAAUAUAAAAUUAUUGGAAACACAUUUACAAAAUUUUGGAACUAUUUGUGAAGCAGACGAAGUUGUAUUAUUUGAAAAGACUACAUUCUUGGUAAUUUCUCACUCGUCAAGGAUUUAUCAUCCAGAUUUACAUAGAUUUGAAAAGAUCAGUAAUUAUAUGAAACAAUUUAAAUUAAGUUGUAGUAAAUCUUUAGCACAAUUUAAAAGUAUGGAAAUACGGCAAGCCAAUUUUGCAGCUUUUUUUGAUGUUUUAACAACAAAUACUUAUGUGAUGGUUAUUAUGUCUGAUCCAAGUGUUGAAUCUGCAGCAACGCAAAUGAAUAUAAGUGUAGCAAGAAAACAUUUCGAAAAAUUGGAAUUAACACAUAUGACAAGAUAA